AUGUCCACUCCAACCUCUGAAGUUGCUAAAGUACCAGAGCUUAAGCCUCAAAUCAAAAUCGGUCACUAUAUCCUCAAAGACACACUUGGAGUCGGUACAUUUGGAAAGGUAAAAGUGGGCAUCCAUGAAGCUACUGGUUAUAAAGUUGCUGUAAAAAUCUUGAACCGUCAAAAAAUCAAGACGUUGGAUGUGGUGGGGAAGAUCAGAAGAGAGAUACAAAAUCUGUCGUUGUUCCGACAUCCGCACAUAAUUCGGCUCUACCAAGUAAUAAGCACUCCAACUGAUAUCUUCAUGAUUAUGGAGUAUGUAUCUGGCGGUGAACUUUUCGAUUACAUUGUCAAGCACGGUCGCCUCAAAACUCCCGAAGCACGCCGUUUUUUCCAACAGAUAAUUUCUGGUGUUGAUUACUGUCAUAGACAUAUGGUUGUACACAGGGAUCUGAAACCGGAGAAUCUUUUGCUAGAUGAGCAUAACAACGUAAAAAUAGCAGAUUUUGGCUUGUCGAACAUCAUGACUGAUGGUGAUUUUCUGAGAACCAGCUGCGGAUCGCCGAAUUAUGCCGCACCAGAGGUUAUCAGCGGC
This is a messenger RNA of Cylicostephanus goldi, 582 nucleotides long. Lineage: Eukaryota; Metazoa; Nematoda; Chromadorea; Rhabditida; Strongylidae. The record is from the annotation of a GenBank genome assembly.